This is a messenger RNA of Triplophysa dalaica, 3682 nucleotides long. RefSeq names its product Rho related BTB domain containing 3 (gene rhobtb3). Gene Ontology annotation, biological process: regulation of proteolysis; proteasome-mediated ubiquitin-dependent protein catabolic process. Gene Ontology annotation, molecular function: ubiquitin protein ligase binding. The transcript has 12 exons. The record is from RefSeq and is a predicted model, not a curated record. NCBI's taxonomy places the organism in Eukaryota, Metazoa, Chordata, Actinopteri, Cypriniformes, Nemacheilidae. Gene Ontology annotation, cellular component: cytoplasm. The coding region runs from base 1057 to 2961 and encodes 634 amino acids.
ACAACAUGACACAUCAACACAUUGCCUCAGUAAAAUUGACUAAAUCUAUUAAAUCGUAUUAGUCUCUCAAAAACAUUGCAUUUUGCUGAAAAGAAUCAGAAUGCUGGAAAUCUAAAUACGACAAUGUAUAAACCGAUACAGGGAGUCUAAUCAUUUUUAUAAGGGGGUUCUUGUCUAUUAGAGUUGCAACCCUCACAGACAUUAUAGUGGAUUUAAUGGUUAGAAUUGCAAUGGUUUUAUUAGCAAUUAAUCGUUCAUAUUUGGAAGCCAUCAGUUGUUUCAGCAUGGUAGCCUUAAUAGAAGUCCAGUGCCCUGUAACAUAAAGCUGAGCACAUCGUAUAGUUUGUAUGGGAUCAGUAAACACGUCCCACACGCGCCAUGCAGUAGUGUCCAUGCAGGAUCUCGCCAUAGAAGCAGCAGCAGCAGGUCUAAUAGGCUCUGUUCUGCCAUGGCGUUUGAUGGAGAACGUCUCUGGAAUAACAGCCGAAGCUCUUAAAUCUCGGAUCAAUGACUGAAAGUACCAUUGCUUUAUACAGACAAGAAAGCACUGAAGCCCGCGUGCGCACCAUGUGUUGGUGGCGUGGAAAGCAAGUGUCCACGUCCAUCCGAUCGUUUGCUGAGUCAGGACGCACCAAGUCAGGCUCGCCUUCGUGUUUUUCUGUAUAGUCUAUUCUCUCCACUUUCCUCUAUAUUCUUAUCUCACUGACCCAUGAGCUUUGGGGUUGCGCUCAAUUGACGUCUGGUUUCCGAGCACACAUCGUGCCAUGCGUCCCGGGAUUGACAUGACUGUUUUUUCACGGAGUAUGAAGUUGUUCCCUUUGUAGCGCAGGAUCCACUCGAUCCUUUCUGGCGCGUUCUCGGUAUUUACGGUUGGACCAUUGCGCACCCGGCGCUCUCUCUACAGCGGUUGUUUCAUGAAUGAACGGGGCUGGUUUUUCGCUUCGCUGAGGGGUUAUACCGUGUCCGACCUUCAUUGCGGAAAAAACACUGUCGCGGACCGAUGCGAAAGCCCGCCGCUGAAGUACGUGCUCCCCGAGCAUUGAUCCUGUUGUGAUCAUGUCGUUACACAUUGUGGCCCUGGGAAGCGAGUGCACUGGGGGCGUCGGGUCUGGGGAGGAGACCUCUGGGCAGGUGCAAGGUGGCUUGCUAUGGAGCUACCUGGGCCAUGGAGCUCGGGAACUGGAUCCAAACUCUGCGACGCCAUCUAGGCAUCCCCUCAACCCUGCGUUUAUGGAGUACCAGUCUAGAGUGCUUGGGGAUGUUAAAGUGAUGGUGCGAGAUUGCCCUAGCUGGGAUCUUUUGGACAGUGAUUGGGGGAGCGUGCGAAGUAUUCUGGAGCAGGCUGACAUUGUGGUCAUUAAGUACUCUGUGAAUGAUAAACUGGCCUUUCAGCAGGUCAGAAAUGGCUAUGCCCCGAGACUCCGCCCACUUCUCCGCCACUGGGGCAUGCCUGUGAUUCUUGUAGCUGUGGGGGCAAGGCUAAAUGAUGAAGGGCCACCGUGCACAUGCCCGCUCUGUGCAUCAGACUGGAGCAGCUGUGUACCCCACAGUGAAGGACUUCAGUUGUCCAGGGACCUGGGGGCCACUUACCUGGAGCUGCCCUCGCUGAAUAACUUCUUUGUCGGUCGAUAUUUUGGCAGUGUGUUGGAAUACUUCAUGAUUCAGUGUCUGAAGCAGAAAGCCAAAGAACGUCCGGACAAACGACGGGGUCAAAGGUUCGCCGAGCCCCGCCCCCCUCAUUUGGACCAGCCAGCACGUCUUCCGCCGGUGAGAGUAGAGGAAUCCAGCUUCUCUCAGGACCUGCAGUGGCUGCUUGAACGCGGCAUUCAGUUCGCCGACGUGGCAUUCUACGGCGGGGAUUGUGGGAAAGAGCUGGGCUGGGCACACGCCUCCGUGCUAUGUGCCAUCAGCCCUUACUUCAGACAGCUGCUGGUGGGACGGCAAAAACGGGAAAGGCCUGUCUCGCGGUGCACCUGUAGGGAGAGAGAAGGCCCCCAUUCACUUAUGUCCACCUGGGAUGUAGGAGUUGAUGAUCUACCCAGAGCGGACGGGCACCCUUCUGGACACAUAUCCCGGCUGGUUGUGAAGGACCCGCUGUUGUGUUUAUGCCUGUGGGAGACGUUAAUGUUUCUUUACAGAGGGGCCUGGGAAUGGGAAUACCUGGAGGAAGCCUUUGCUGAAAAAUUAAAGAACCCUCUGGCAGUGGCCCAGCUGAUGGACAGAGUACGCUCUUUCGUCGGGAGAGAAAAGGCCCCCAGGGACACACCCACAGCCCGCUCUCAACAAGGUCCUCUGACACUGGGCAGCCUUUUUAAUUCCCCCCUUUACUCUGAUGUUAUCUUCAUGGUGCAAGGAAGUGUACUGCCAGCACACAGAGCCGUGCUUGUGGCCCGCUGUGAUGUCAUGGCUGCCAUGUUUAGCGGGAAGUACGCGGAGGCACGGAGUCGCGUGGUGCCCAUCCACGGCGUCUCCUCCGACACCUUCCUAGCCUUCCUGGAGUACCUCUACACUGACACCUGCUGUCCAGAGCGGACAGAAAGGCUGAGUUUGACUGACAGUGAUGCGUGUCUGUGUUCAGCCAGUGUGCUGCAAGCCAUGGCAGUGCUCGUCUGCGCAGAAAUGUACCAGGUGAAGCGUCUGCAGCACCUGUGCGAGGUGUGCGUCUGCGCGUAUCUUCAGAACAUGCCCAGUCGAGAGCUAGCAUCCACGGGCAUUAGCGUGAUCCGUUUAUUGAAAAGAGCAAAGUGUCACAAUGCCGAACAACUUUACGUCUGGCUCCUCCAUUUCAUCGCCAAUAACUACCUGAUCUUCAGCCACAAGCCAGAGUUUCUGGAGUUAUCAGAUGAGGAGCGUGAGCAAGUGGAGCGUCUACGCUGGCCUUCCAGAGGUUACCUCCAGGAGCUCAGCGAGUACCAGCAACGCAGACGACAAAUCCGCAAGUCCCGCUGCAGCAUCAUGUGACCCCUUCCUCACCCCCUGUCGACCAGAAGAGCGGGCGAAAACAAAGAGACUGGUGUCACGAUUGCAUUGGGGAUGAGAGAGACUCGUGUUUGACUUCUGGGUCGAAGGGGGAUUUUGAUGUACUUUAUUUACUUGAACUUUGACCUCUGACCCUGUGACAUAAAGAGGAUUCAUUCUCACCGGACUCAGAGAAGCCCAUGGCUGGGAAUGUGAUGUCUUGUAGGGCCUUACGACUCAGCUAUGGCAGAACAUUGUCAUUCUUUGUGGAAAAUACUGUAUCAUCUGUAUGACCACGGCCAACAAUUACGCCUGGUUGGUGCAAUGAAGAUGAUUAAACCCCAAAGUGAUAAACAGGGUAGGGUCAAACUUAUACUCUCCAGAGAUACUGUAGAUAUCAUACUAUCACAGUCAACCAUGGUGUUUCAUGGUGAGAUAACUUCUUUCAUUCAGAUCAGUGGUUACUCUUGCAAUAUAACUUGAAUGACACUUCAAGUGUUUAUUUUUCCCCAUGAGAUUAUAAUUUUGAAUUUAAUGCAGCUAUUUUUGUAACAUGUACAUCUGAGAUUUUUAUUUCAAGACAAAAUGUGUGAAGUACGCAUCCAGCAUGUGGAUCGCCGCGUAGUGCAGUUGUUCUGGUAGACAUAGAGCCUGUCCCGGCUGUCUUUAGUCUAGUUUAGUUAUGUUGACUCAUAUCAUGCUGAAUAAAGACAUUUUAGAAGGA